This is a messenger RNA of Malania oleifera, 2721 nucleotides long. RefSeq names its product subtilisin-like protease SBT3.5. The transcript has 13 exons. The coding region runs from base 1 to 2574 and encodes 857 amino acids. The record is from RefSeq and is a predicted model, not a curated record. Lineage: Eukaryota; Viridiplantae; Streptophyta; Magnoliopsida; Santalales; Ximeniaceae. Gene Ontology annotation, molecular function: serine-type endopeptidase activity. Gene Ontology annotation, biological process: proteolysis.
AUGGAGGAAGUUGUAGAAACUCAAGAAGUUAUAAUGCCUUCUAGCUUGAAGAAGAUAAACUCUAUUGAGAAGUCUAAAAACACGAGUAAAUUAUCUCAAGAUUAUCUUAAUGUCAAGCUUGAUAGGAAAAUGGAUUCUAUUAAAAAGGAAAAUCGAAAGGUUAAGAUGAAGGGUAGAGCUGCUAAAGCGAUCCAACCGUUCAGAGAAAGUGCACAUUGGAUGGCCAGGAUUGCGCCAUGUCGUUUUUUGGAUACAUGGUCUUGGUUGUGCCAUGUGUCACCAUAUGAAUGGUGGAACAAGACUCGUGAGAGCAAAAAGCUUGAAGAUCUUUGCCUCAUUCUCCAUAUCAAGGCUCAGAUUUUACCAAAGGUUUACAUUGUAUAUAUGGGAAACAUAAUCCAUCAGACAUCUGAACUUGUUGAAGCCUCUCACCAUGAGAUUCUCACAAAUUUGCUUGGAAGCAAGGAAGUUGCCCAAGAAUCAAUUUUAUAUAGCUACAAGCAUGGAUUUUCAGGGUUUUCAGCAGUUUUGACCGAAUCUCAAGCCAAGCAAAUUGCAGGUUUCCCCGAAGUUAUUUCUGUAUUUCCUAAUAGAAUGCUUAAGCUACACACAACUAGAAGCUGGGACUUCCUGCAUGUAAAAUCCCAACUUACAAAUGGAAUACUUCGUAAGAGUAAUUUUGGUGCUGGAGUAAUUAUCGGCUUCCUUGAUACUGGAAUAUGGCCAGAGUCUGAAAGUUUCGUAGAUAAUGGUAUAGAAGAGGUUCCUUCGACGCGUUGGAAUGGCUUAUGUCAAGAAGGGGAAAAUUUCAACAGAUCCAGCUGCAAUAGGAAAAUUAUUGGUGCAAGAUGGUACAUUAAAGGAUAUGAAGCUGAGAACGGAAAGUUUGAUCCAAAAAAGUUUGGCGACUUCUUAUCUGCACGAGAUACACAGGGCCAUGGUACUCAUACUGCUUCUACUGCAGCCGGGAGACUUACACAAAAUGUAAGUGUUGGGGGACUAGCUGGAGGAUUUGCAAGAGGAGGUGCUCCAUUGGCAUGGAUAUCUAGUUAUAAAACAUGUUGGGGUCCCGGUGCAUGUGCCUCAGCAGACCUUCUUGCUGCCUUCGAUGGCGCUAUUUUUGAUGGAGUGGAUGUGCUUUCAUUAUCACUGGGCGAUGAAUUACCGCCUUUUCCUACUUAUGUUGAGGAUGUUUUGGCGAUUGGUUCCUUCCAUGCAAAUGCAAAAGGAAUUUCUGUAGUUUGCAGUGCUGGGAAUUCUGGUCCAUUGCCUCACACAGUAGCAAAUACCUUUCCAUGGGUCUUGACCACUGCUGCCAGUACUAUUGAUAGAGUUUUUCCAACAUCUAUUACCAUGGGCAACAACAAGACUGUUUUGGGUCAAGCCCUUAAUAUAAGGAAUAUCACGAGCAAGUUCUAUCGUCUUAUGUGUGGGAAAGAUAUCACAAUCAAUGACGCAGCUGAUGAUGUAGAUGGAAGAAGUUGUCAAUUGGGGAGCCUGAAUGCCACACUGGUUAGCGGAAAUAUAAUUCUAUGUUUUCAGUCCGGCAAUGACCUACUAACAUCAGCUGACAUAGCUUUCAGAAGUGUGAGGAGUGCAAAUGGAGCUGGUGUCAUCUUUGCUCGAGCACCGACAGAUCUUACGAUAGAGUUCCUUCGCAAUUUUAUUCAAGUGGACUUUGGAACUGGAUCAAUUUUGCAACAAUAUUCAAGGAUGCCAAGUCCUAUGGUACAAAUUAGCUAUCCAAAAACAACUGUGGGGAAAAAGACUUCCCCAAAAGUAGCAAUCUUCUCAUCUCGAGGACCCAAUUCAGUAACCCCCUACGCUUUAAAGCCGGACAUUGCCGCUCCGGGAGUCAAUAUAUUGGCUGCCUGGUCUCCUGCCGCUGGAGGCAAUCUGUUCAACGUGGAGUCUGGAACAUCCAUGUCAACUCCUCAUGUAGCAGGCAUUGUUGCCCUUUUAAAAGCCAUCCAUCCUAGUUGGAGCCCCGCAGCCAUUAAGUCUGCACUAGUCACAACUGCUUCACACAAGGAUAUAUAUGGUCAAAGACCCAUUUCGGAGGGUCUUCCGAAUAAAUUGGCUGACUUAUUUGAUUAUGGUGGUGGUCUUAUUAAUCCCAAUCAAGCCAUGGAUCCUGGUCUUAUAUAUGAAGUUGAAGCUUCAGACUACAUCAAAUUUCUCUGUUCUAUGGGCUACAGUGAAAAAGAUAUUGGUAGGAUGGCCAAUAUACAAAAUCCAUGCAAUGAUGAAACCAACUUCCUCAUCAAUCUUAAUUUACCUUCUAUUUCAAUCCCCGAGCUAAAGAAUAGUAUAACAAUAUCAAGAACCGUAACGAACGUGGGUCCUGUAAAUUCAAUAUACAUUGCUCGAGUUCAAGUUCCAUCCGGCAUAUUUGUGAAAGUUCAGCCGUCAAUCUUGUUUUUCAACUCUACGAAGGAGCAACAGGAGUUCAAGGUCACAUUUUAUUCCCUACAAAAAAUUCAAGGAGAGUAUGCUUUUGGAUAUCUAUUUUGGGAGGAUUUUACACAUCAAGUCAAGACCCCACUAUUCGUUCAACAAAUAAUUGAUUAUUGAUGACAUGUACUGCUUGUAGCAGGCAAUGCUUCUUAUCAAAUAACCCCUAUUAAUCGUUGCGGCUUUGUUAUGUUAUUUAAUGCUAAGCUUAUCUUUAGUUUUCUUUCUUCAUAUUGUAACUUUAUUAACCAUGUUUUGGAUUUCAAA